ACAUGGCGGGGAUCCUGCAAAAGUCAGUGUAGACUGUACUCGGAGCAUUUUAGUUCAAGUAGAAAGAGGAGUCAAGGAAGGUAGACAUCAGCUUCUCUCAGUAGACUUUUCGUCUUAAUAUACGUGCUGGAGCUCACAUUUUUGUCUAAGAUGCCUUGUAAUGUGAAUGUAUAGACUUGAGAACGUGUCCGGCUGGGAGUGUAGUGGAUUGUGAAGCUUUGCUGGUUGUCGUUAACAUUGUCCCGAAGCGGAGCAGUUUUCUAUGAACAUGAUUUGUGCUUUUCUACGAGCUGUACAGUACGCAGAGAAGCUGCACAGGCCCUCGGGCAGGCGAUUAUUUUCGCCACACUUUGUGCUUAACACGGCUUGCUUGAAGACUGAGUCCAGUUUGAGAUGGGUGGUUCAAGAGCAGAAGAAAACGGUGCGUCCUGGACGUAUUCUUGGAGUCACCCAGAAAAACUUCUGGACGCAGGGAUCGAGCCCCUGGAGAACAAAGGAGGAUAGUAGCAACCAAGUGUCUGUGCACAGAAGUCAGAGAGCGGAUACUGCUGUCUCAACGUCACAGAAAGUGAAGGAAGCUGGAAGAGAUUUUACCUAUUUAAUCGUGGUGCUUUUUGGAAUCAGCGUUACAGGUGGUUUGCUUUACACUGUUUUCAAAGAACUUUUUUCUUCCUUCAGUCCUAAUAAGAUAUAUGGGAAAGCCUUAGAAAAAUGCAGAACACAUCCUGAGGUGAUUAGUGUCUUUGGGGAGCCUGUUAAAGGCUACGGGGAGAUGACAAGGCGAGGCCGGAGACAGCACGUCAGUUUCAUCGACUAUGUAAAAGAUGGGCUGAAACACAAACGUGUGAAGUUCUACAUCGAGGGCUCUGAGCCAGGGAAGCUGGGGACGGUGCACGUGGAAGUGAAGGAGAACCCAGAAAGUGGCCAAUGUGAUUUUCGAUAUAUAUUUGUAGAAGUUGAAUCCUACCCUAGAAGAACUAUUGUCAUUGAAGAUAAUCGAUUCCAAGAAAAUUAAGAAAAGCAAUCAUGCUGUUUCCAGAUGGAUGUGGACUGGUGCCAACUCACUGCUCUGCUCUUCCCAGCUGUCUUCCAGAAGCUGGUCAAAAGAAUAAGACGGAAAGAGUGCACAGCUUAUAAAAGCGAAUGUAAUAGAGUAUUUGUUGAAUUUAGACAACCUAGAGAUUUUCUUAUGAAAAAAUGUGAAAUCAAGCAUAUUUUAUCUCAUUGAAUUGUUAAUCAUGGUGACAUUUAUGCUCUAUUUAGCAUCUUUCAUGAUGAGAAAUUUUUGUUACUAGAAAUUUUACAUCAUGUAAAUAAAAUAGAUUUUAG
This is a messenger RNA of Otolemur garnettii (small-eared galago), 1329 nucleotides long. RefSeq names its product translocase of inner mitochondrial membrane 21 (gene TIMM21). The transcript has 6 exons. The record is from RefSeq and is a predicted model, not a curated record. Gene Ontology annotation, biological process: protein import into mitochondrial matrix. Gene Ontology annotation, cellular component: TIM23 mitochondrial import inner membrane translocase complex. Bases 263 to 1015 code for a protein of 250 amino acids. Lineage: Eukaryota; Metazoa; Chordata; Mammalia; Primates; Galagidae.